Octodon degus (degu) is the source of this 3374-nucleotide messenger RNA. RefSeq names its product BCL tumor suppressor 7A (gene Bcl7a). The transcript is spliced from 6 exons. The record is from RefSeq and is a predicted model, not a curated record. The coding region runs from base 199 to 828 and encodes 209 amino acids. Lineage: Eukaryota; Metazoa; Chordata; Mammalia; Rodentia; Octodontidae.
CUGGGCUCCGGGCGCGCGGCGCACAGGCUUUUGUGUAUGUGUAUGUGUGUGUGUGUGUGUGCGUGCGUGUGAGUGUGUGAGUGCGCGUGUGCGUGUGCGCGUCUGUGUCGAGAGAGCGAGCGGGCGCGAGUGUGGCCGCCGCGGAGCGCGAGCAGGACCCGGCGGGCGCGCUCCCCAGCCCCUCUCGGCGCCGGAACCAUGUCGGGCAGGUCGGUUCGAGCCGAGACCAGGAGCCGCGCCAAAGAUGAUAUCAAGCGGGUCAUGGCGGCGAUCGAGAAAGUGCGCAAAUGGGAGAAGAAGUGGGUCACAGUUGGCGACACGUCCCUCCGAAUCUACAAGUGGGUCCCUGUGACGGAGCCGAAGGUUGAUGAUAAAAACAAGAACAAGAAGAAAGGCAAAGACGAGAAGUGCGGCUCGGAGGUGACCACGCCGGAGCACAGCUCCUCGCCCGGGAUGAUGGACAUGCACGAUGACAACAGCAACCAGAGCUCCAUAGCGGACGCCUCACCCAUCAAACAGGAGCACAGCAGCAACUGCAGCCCUGCCCCAGAGCCAGGCGUGGCCCUGCCUGGCGAUGGCAACGAAGCGAAGGCAGACGAGGCGCAGGCAGAUGGCAAGGAGCACCCAGGGGCCGAAGACACCACUGACGAGCAGAACUCACAGUUGUCGAUGGAAAACUCCAACAGUUCGGAGAAAGUGGAUCGGCAGCCAUCAGCAGAGUCGGGGCUGGCCACAGAGUCGUCCACAACCUCUCAGGAUCUGGAAGGGGGGCCACCCUCCAAGAAGCUGAAGCUGGAGGCCUCGCAGCAGAACCCUGAGGAGAUGUAGGCGCCGGCUCCGUCCCCGGCCGUGUGUCCUGGCGGGGGCACCUGUAGGCUGCUUCCUGAACCCUGCAGCCCAGGCGGUGCCCUCGGGUGCAGACAGAACACUCAGUUCCCGGUUUACCAAGAUGAAUCCAAGGACACCCGACCUGGUAUGACUUCUCAGUCACUGAAGACAUCUGCUGCGAAGUGAGACCCCCGAACCUUGAAGGGACCCUCCUCAGGGAGGUGGGCGACAGCUCAGGAGUCUGCACACUGUCCUGGGAGCCAAGAUGACAUUUGUGUUGCUGCUGUGUCCCCCCCUCUAUCUCACAGGAUAAGCUAUGGGAGGGCGGCGCCCAUCGGGAGCCCGCUUCCUGUCGGGGGCUUUUCACUGUUCCACCAAUUCCUUCCGCUUUCUUUUUCUGUGCCUUGUGCCCUUGAGGUGACCUCUGGCAUGUCUCCUGGUUGUUUUGCGUCUCCCUUUGCAAAGUGCCCUCUUGGCGGCCACCACCUGACCUGCCUCCCUCCUCCCAGCCCUGGGACUGCUCCAGAGCUGGUAGGGCGGAGCUGCGGGAGAGCAGGGUGCCCUGAGCCCAGCCUGGCCUCCUGCUCCACACCUCACCCUCGCCUGCCCGGGCCUUGGGUGCUGGGUGCUCCUGGGACCCACAAAGCCCAAGGAUGUCUCUGGCACUUCUGCACUCCUGUCCCCACGAUGGCUAUCACUUCCGUCCUCUGCUGUCUCCUGGUUUUGAGGACAUACUGCAACUCAUCUGAGACAGCACUGGGGCCAGGGAGGCUGGGAGCAGGCGGCAGGCCCAGCUGGUGCUGACCCCUCCUGGGACGUUGCUGGAUUCAAAUCCAUGGGACCCGCCGCCCCAGUGCCCCUCCCCUUGCGCCCGCUUUGCAUGGUACCGACUCUCAGAGCUACGGCAUUGGGCAUGUUCCCAGGACAAGCCCUCGGUCUCAGCAGAGAGUGGCCUUGAUGAUUGGGCCUUAAAGGCCAGAAAAAGGCACCCAGGACUUGGGAAGCUUUGCACACCUUCCAGGAAGGAGCGCCCCGCAGAAGGGCCCCUCGUCCCUACCCUGCCCACACCGGGACAGAGUCCUGUCUCCAUGAAAAUGACAGACAACUGCCCAACUGUCAGUUCUGGGGCCUGGUUUGUUCUAAUGACUCCAGACUCCUCGGACCCUAAACCUUUUCCUAAGCUUUCUUUACUGCACUGGAGUUCUGGCUCCCUUUGAGUUGUGUGUUAUGGGGGUUAGGGGCUGCGGGUUUUGUUGUUUUGUUUUUGUUUUGUUUUGGGGCUAAAUUGGUGCAUAUUCAGGUACCACCUUUGCUGUGGGGCUCUUUCUCUGACCACCAUGGGAAGUGUCUGCCAGAUUCCAUUUUCUAAGAGUUUCUGAGGGCGAAGCUCCUAUUCUUUUUUUUUUAAAGGAGCCUAUCUAUUUCCUGCACUUCAAGAAGAAUCAGAAAUGUUCCUGAAUUUCAAAUACCUCAUGCAAAAUGUCUCCUGAAAUAAGGGAAAAAAACUUUGAAAAUAUUAAUGUUGAAGUUAGCAAUGCUGAAAGAUUUGUCUUAAAAAAAAAAAAAAAAUCCUUGUACUUCUCCAUCCUGCCCUCAGGCAGCCAGUUCUGCUGAGAAUUGCGACCUGGGUCUCGUCCCAGCUGUGACCUGACGCUCGACCUGGCAGCCCAUCUGAGGUGCGAGGCGCUUGACCUCCAGAUCUUGGAGCUAGGGUGAUGCCUUUCUUUGCAGCAAAAGUAUUUCAAGGCAAGACGAAUUGGGAUAUUUAUUUCUCUAGGGAAAUGAGAGGUGACAGCUAUGGCGAGUCCCCCCCCCCACUAUCCACAGGGCCAGCUGGCCAGCUGGGACCCCCUGCAUCUCUCUGGACGGGCAAGAGCAGCUGGCACAGUGGGGGAUGACAAUGACGAAGAUCGUGGUCCCCAGGCUGUCCUUCAUUUCCCUCUGAAGUGCCUGUAGGUAGGAAUGGGCCAGUGGCAGGGACCAGCCAGGCCCUGCCACGGCCACGGCCAGGCCAGGCAAAGCGCCGGCAGCCCUGCUUGCCCUGCCAGCCAGACGCCUUCCACGCGGAUCGGUGACACUGCAGAAAUCCAAUGUGCUUCCUUCCCAGCCACCCACCGGCGCUCUGUCCCCAACGCAGAACCCAAGACCUGGCCACGCCAGGGCAGAUCCUCGGGGACACCAGGCCCUAUGGCUGCCAGGGUUCCCAGGGCAAACUUGACCCCCGAGACUGAGGUGGAGAGGCUGUGGCUCCACGUCGCAGAGGGCCGGCACCAACCCUGGAGCCCUGAGCCUGAGGACCACUUCUAGGUGGUGACCGCCAUCGUCUGGUGGUGUCACGUUCGGAAUGUUCCCUAGCACCGAGGACCUGCUUAGAGGGAUAAAGACCUUUUCACCGUUACUUUUUUUUUUUUCCUCUUAUGAUUUUUUUUUUUUUUUUGGUGUGUUGUACAGCAGUAUAAUUUUUCACUUAUUUAUUCCAUCAGUAGAUAUGGUUUGUACAAUGUACAAUGGUUCCAUUUCAGAAAAUAAAAUUCAAAUCAUGAGUA